CACUGACAGUAGGACGUUAAACACCAUUUCAUGGAAAGGCAAAGUUUUAUUUUCGCAAUAUUGAUAUCUGCAUAACAGGGCUACAGCGUAUCGUACAGCGUCAUUUCAAUGAAUGUAGGAGAAUAAAUGCUCUGAGAACCCAUGCACCCCUCUCCGCCUGAAUGCAAGGCAAAGAAUGGAUAUUUCAACCAAGUCAUCGGAUCCGACUCCACCCAACUCAGAAUCAGCGCCGCCAGUCACUUACGCAUCGGCUUCUACAACAGUAGCAUCUAGCUCGGCAAAUACAGUCUCUACAAACAGAAAUCAGAUACCGAUACAGUCUCCUACAGCAAUAGCCUCUUCUACAUCGACUACACCAUCGCAGAAUAAAACUGUCACAUGUAGUUCGGCAAAUACAGACUCUGCAAACAGAAAUCCGACACCGACACAACCCACUACAACAGUUGACAGUUCCACCAUGGAUCCGACACGUCCUGGAAAAGAAAAUUCUAGAGCCCUGGCCACCUGUAGUGACCAGAACUCUAGAGUGGAUGGACAGACAUCUGGGACUGCCAAUAACGUCGACAAAAAGAACAUAUUUGAUGGUCAGGAUGGAACAAAAAACACACCUGAUGGCAAUAGUGGUGAUGAUAAAAAGACAAUAACGGAAGAUCAGGUUUUCGUGUUUGGUAAUGCGGCAACAGUCGACAAAAAGAACAUAUUUGAUGGUCAGGAUGGAACAAAAAACACACCUGAUGGCAAUAGUGGUGAUGAUAAAAAGACAAUAACGGAAGAUCAGGUUUUCGUGUCUGGUAAUGCGGCAACAGGAACUGUUAGGAACAUCAGUAUCCCUAGAUUGACUUUUGGACUUGCUAGUCAGUGUGGUGUUAGUAGUGAUAAUAGGAAAAAGAGAACUGAUGGUGGCGGUCACAGCAGUAAAUCAUCUGGUGGUCAGGGUGGCGGUGGUGGUCACAGCGGGGAAUCACCUGAUGGUCAGGGUGGCGGAUCAAACCAGAAUACAUUUGGUGGUCAGGGUGGUGGUGGUGGUCACAGUAAGAACCCAUCAGAUGGUGAGGGUGGCGGCGUUGAUGAUAACAACAAGAAAUCAUCUGGUGGUGCGGGUGGCGGUGAUGAUCACAGCACGAAAUCAUGUGAUGGCGAGGGUGGCGGUGAUGAUCACAGCAGGAAAUCAUACGAUGGUCAGGGUGGUGGUGGCGGUCAUAGCAGUAAAUCAUCUGAUGUUCAGGGUGAUGGUGGAUCAAACCAGAAUACAUCUGGUGGUCAGGGUGGCGGUGGUGGUCACAUCGGGGAAUCACCUGAUGGUCAGGGUGGCGGGGAUGGUUACAGCAGGAAAUCAUCUGAUGGUCAGUGUCAUGGUGGAUCAAACCAGAAUACAUCUGGUGGUCAGGGUGGUCGUGGUGGUCACAGUAAGAACCCAUCAGAUGGUGAGGGUGGCGUUGAUGAUAACAUAAGGAAAUCAUCUGAUGGUGAGGGUGGCGGUGAUGAUCAGAGCACGAAAUCGUGUGAUGGCGAGGGUGGCGGUGAUGAUCACAGCAGGAAAUCAUACGAUGGUCAGGGUGGUAGUGGCGGUCACAGCAGUAAAUCAUCUGAUGGUCAGGGUGAUGGCGGAUCAAACCAGAAUACAUCUGGUGGUCAGGGUGGCGGUGGUGGUCACAGCGGGGAAUCACCUGAUGGUCAGGGUGGCGGUCACAGCAGGAAAUCAUCUGAUGGUCAGGGUGGCGGUGAUGAUCACAGCAGAAAAUCAUCUGAUGGUCAGGGUGGCGGUGAUGAUCACAGCAGGAAAUCAUCUGAUGGUCAGGGUGGCGGUGGUGGUCACAGUAAGAACCCAUCUGAUGGUCAGGGUGUCGGUGGUGGUCACAGCAGGAAAUCAUCUGAUGGUCAGAAUGAUGGUGGUUCAAACAAGAAUACAGUUGAUGGUGAAGAGUUCAGUAACGAAGACAAAGGAACUGACAGUGAUAGUUUUGGCGAUGAUGAUGGACCCCCUGGUACCAGACGUUCUUCUAAACAACAAAGUUCAAAAAGACAAAUAUCACCACCACGUAACAGAGAUGUCUGUGACUUUCAUAAACACGAAGAAGCUUCAUUUUAUUGCCCUGGGAACUCUCGGUAUAUAUGCAACAUCUGUUUUCUACGCGAUCGAAACGUGGAAGCAGACGCGAUCCAGGAACAUAGAAAAGAGGUAAAAGGCGAGCUUAAACACUUGAAGUUGGAAGUAGACGAACAAAUUCGAAAAUGUAAGUCUAAUAUCGAUUCUUUGCACCAUGAACAAAAGGAGAUCCGCAAGUCCACGGCACAAAUCAACACGAGGGUAGAUGAGCAGGUAAAACGUUUGUGCGAUAAAAUAAAAAGUUUCGGUGACGAUAUUAAAAAAAACAAUGGUAAAAUGUGUUACACAAACAACGAACAAAUAAAGGAAUAUUCUCAGAAAAUGAAGGCAUGUAAAUCAGAAUUGGAGUCCAUUUCAAAACGCAUUAAAAAUUCCAUAGCAAACACAUCGGUUCGGAACAUGUCAGAGUCUUCGCGUAAAUUUCAGAAAGAAAUAGAAAACCAAGAAGAACUGGAGGCCCCGUUGGAAUUUCCCGAAUUACAGAAAGUUGAAUUUAAUGAAGCUGAAUUGGACGAAUUCCGAAUUACGUCAUUAAUGGAGAUGCUUGGUACCUUAGACGUAAACGAGAGUAGUUUGUGGGCAGAUUUGUCCAGAGACGAUGUAGACGAGGUCGAGAAGGUCGACGAGAUUGAUAGUACUAAAGAAAACACCGAGAAAUCAGUCGGUCUCAUUGAAGAACUCGAAGCCAUAGCUGAUGAUACAGCAGAGGGAGAAGCUGAAAGUAUCCACCAAGAAGACAUUAAGGGAUUGGUGAGAUACGAAGUUACUAACCAAAUACAGGAAUUACUCCAAUCAAGGGAUGGUUACAUAAUGAUGCAAGAACUUUUGGGUAAUGAAAAUGGACAACAUCAUCUGGCUGAGGUCCUUAGAACAGAGCAAGGAAGCAUGUUUGUCAAAGAAUUUCUAAUAACGGAAUAUGACCAAACCUUACUUAAAGAGUUACUGUCGACAGAUUCUGGACAAUUGUGUCUUAAAUCCUUCUUUUCCACUCCUCGUGGAAAAAAAAUUUUUGACCAGUUUAUUAUAUGCAAACAGGGCUUGGAGUUGGUAAGAGCCUUUUUGAAUACUGAAUCUGGACUUCUUUUGGUAUCUCAGUUUCUUAUCACCGAGAAAGGGCUAGCACUGGUAGAAACUAUUCUGUCUAAGCAGCAGUACGCACUACCAUUGGUUAAAAAAUUCAUACGGUCCGAAAUCGGUAAAUCACUGGUUGAGAAUUUUAUUUCAAAUCCUGAUGGAAUUUUGCUGCUUAAAAAAGUUCUUCUUACUUCAAAUGGACGUCAGUUGAUCAAAGAAUUCCUUCCAAACCAAGUGGGUAAAAUUUUAGUGAAAGAAUUUUUGAUAGGGGGAAUAGGAAGAAAUCUAUUAAAGCAGAUACUCACUGAGCAAUUUGGACUCUCCUUGAUGAAGGAAUUUAUAAUUACGUCUCACCAAGGGAAAGCGCUUUUACAAGACUUGCUGAACACCACAACUGGUCAGUCUGAGAUACGAAAAUGGCUGCCUUCGAAUACUGGGAACGCUUUACUCAGACAAACUCUCGAAACCGGCCAAGGUCUUGCGUUAGUGAGGGAAUUUCUGGAUACAAAUAUUGGUCGAGCUUUGGCGAAAGAAAGAAUCGAUGCUGAUAGACCUACCUACAUAGAAAAUAUUGAAAUGCAGAACGUCCAAUCUUUACCCUGGUUGAUCGAGUAUAAACCUGGAAAUACCAACCUAUCAAUCGUUUUAAGGUUAGCAAUGCCCGAGACUGAUCAUUUCCUCAAUUGGGUGUUGGUCAAUUUUUCCCUGACAUUAGAAAAUAACAAAAACGAAGAGGAGUCGAUCAGGUUAGAAAAUAUCAUAUACAGAUUUAAGCCUGGUUCUACCUAUGUCUGGUCGGACGUUAUACCUUUAAACGUUUUAGACAGUCCUCAAAAUGGCUACUUAAAUGAAUCCGGUGAGAAUACGGUGACUGUCCGCAUUGAUCGAUUGGAUUACUACUAACCUGUCUAAUUAAAAUUAUUCCGGAAUUUCGUUCCGUUUUAUUUUUCGAUUGUUUACUCAAUUUCAUCUUAGUCUAAAGACAUUUUGUUUUUCUAUGAUUUCUAAAAUGUCGGUUGUUCAUGAGCUCUCUCCUGAAUGCAAAGCAAGAAACGCCCAUGUUCAUUUCGCAGAAAUUUCGUUAACCUUUUUUUCGAUACAUUUGUAAAAUUGUAAUUAUUGCCCCCGACAUAAUACAAUCUGUAGCUAUAAUGAUAUACACCGAACUCCCCGAGGUUUUUUAAACUAGAUUGUAUCCCAGAUAUGAGAAAAAUCUGCGAAUACAAUCUCUCACAAAGAGUUUCAACGUUAAACUCUCGUUAAAAUGUUUUAGUGGUUUCACUCAAUUUAAUGAAAGUACUAAAAAAUAAAUAAAGUCCUACGCAAACAUAUUAAGUAAUGUUCGAAAGAGAAAAUUUUUUUGUUAAUAACCCGCUAUUUAAACCUUUAAUUUCAUAGCAACCUUCGUUUUAUUUGUUUGUUUUGCUGGCUUUUUGUUUUUUGUUACUGUCAAAUAUAUUUAUAUCGCAUGUA
Molecule: messenger RNA, 4654 nt
Organism: Patella vulgata (common limpet)
Lineage: Eukaryota; Metazoa; Mollusca; Gastropoda; Patellidae
Exons: 8
Coding region: 176-4084 (1302 amino acids)
Molecular function (GO): protein binding; zinc ion binding
Source: RefSeq, a predicted model, not a curated record